CCUCGCUCGCCUGCGCCGCCGCCGCCCCCGACUCCUCCUCCUCCUCCUCCAAUUACCGUCAUGCAUCACUGAUGCCACCGUUCAGCGGCCUUAUGCUCGACGAUGGUUCAAGGUCUAAAAAGCCGUAUAAGUGGCAGAGGGUUUUGCUCAAAGUAAGCGGGGAGGCUCUUGCUGGAGAUCACACGGAAAACAUUGACCCAAAGAUUACAAUGGCUAUUGCGAGAGAGGUUGCUUCUGUCACCAAACUAGGUGUAGAGGUUGCUAUUGUUGUUGGUGGCGGCAAUAUCUUCCGUGGGGCCUCUUGGGCUGGAUGUAGUGGGCUUGACCGGUCAUCUGCGGAUUACAUUGGUAUGAUGGCGACUGUCAUGAAUGCUAUAUUUCUCCAAGCAACAAUGGAGAGCAUUGGAAUACCGACCCGUGUCCAAACUGCAUUCCGUAUUUCAGAAGUGGCAGAACCAUACAUACGCCGAAGAGCAAUCAGGCAUUUAGAGAAAGGAAGAGUCGUCAUAUUUGCUGCUGGGACAGGGAACCCAUUCUUUACAACUGAUACAGCUGCUGCUCUUCGUUGCGCAGAAAUCAAUGCAGAGGUAGUGCUUAAGGCAACAAAUGUUGAUGGUGUGUAUGAUGCGGACCCCAAACAUAACCCAGAUGCCCGCAUUCUUGAGACAGUGAGCUAUAAUGAGGUGAUUUCAAGAGACCUAUCAGUUAUGGACAUGACUGCCGUUACACUAUGUCAAGAGAAUAACAUUCCUGUUGUCGUGUUUAACUUGCAAAACCCUGGAAAUAUUGCGAAAGCUAUCGUCGGUGAGAAGGUUGGUACCUUCAUAGGCUGCACAAGGAAUCAGGGCCGGAAUGUGGAGAGUGCACUGGAUCAAGAAAGAAGCUUAGUUAAUGAGUGGUGAAUCAAAGAGCUCUUUGUCUCUCUAGUUGGAUUUAGGCUAGAUUAGCUAUCCAGGUACCCGUUUAAUUGUAACAUUUGAAGAAGGGAAAACACUCGGGGCAAAUUAUUUUGCAGAAAACUGCCGUUAUGCUGUGUGUAUGAUAGAAGCUAGGAGUAUGUAAUAAAAUUAUUUCGUUAUCUAAGGGUCUCCUGUGGCAUGUAUGAUGGCUGUAUACAUAAAGAAAUUUCCGGGCUCCAGGUAUUGGUCAGCAAUAGAAGAUGAGGGUUUCUAGUCUGUUCA
Brachypodium distachyon (stiff brome) is the source of this 1181-nucleotide messenger RNA. Its product is annotated as uridylate kinase. Bases 72 to 902 code for a protein of 276 amino acids. Gene Ontology annotation, cellular component: cytoplasm. Gene Ontology annotation, molecular function: UMP kinase activity. The record is from RefSeq and is a predicted model, not a curated record. Gene Ontology annotation, biological process: UDP biosynthetic process. The transcript is spliced from 7 exons. NCBI's taxonomy places the organism in Eukaryota, Viridiplantae, Streptophyta, Magnoliopsida, Poales, Poaceae.